Trachymyrmex cornetzi is the source of this 1668-nucleotide messenger RNA. RefSeq lists its product as uncharacterized. The transcript has a single exon. The record is from RefSeq and is a predicted model, not a curated record. Lineage: Eukaryota; Metazoa; Arthropoda; Insecta; Hymenoptera; Formicidae. The annotation marks the transcript as partial.
AUCAAUCCAAUGAUUUGUCUACAUCAAGUGUGAAUGAAGAUAAUAGCUGCAGAGAUAAUAGCUGCAUAUUCGAAUCUUUAUGUGAACAUGACAUUGAAGAGAGAUUGUCAAUUAUUUCAAGCGGUAAUUAUUCAGCAACAGACGAUGAAGAUAAUAAAAACGAAUUUUUAAACGAUGACAAUGAAGAUUUACGUAGCAUAGCAUCAGUGAACUCAGAGCACAUAGACAUCGAUGACACUUUUAUUCUUCCUGAAACUGAUGAUAUAAUUAUGUUUGAGGCAUCUGGAAUAAGAAUGUCUGAUGUUAAAACAAUGAUAGCUGCUUAUAGCAUUCGUUUCUCUAUUUCGGAUGUGGCACAGACGGCACUGGUACAUCUCGUUAGGACGUUAGCUGGCCCAUCAUUCAAACAUUGGAAUUGUAAUAUUUACGAAGUACAACAGGCAUACGAUCCACCUAGCGAUAUGAUAACUUAUAAUUAUUUUUGCACUACUUGUCACGCAACACUGCUACCACCUAUCUCAAAAAAACAGUUCAAGAAUGUAGUAAAAUUCUGCCCAAAAUGCAAGCAGCAACAUAAUCUGACUAUUAACUCGCUAAACUAUUAUUUAUCUGUUGAUUUGGAAUCGCAGAUAAAAACUUUAUUACACGAUAAGAAAGUAAGACAGACAUUAUUGCAUAAUUUAAAAAAAAUUGAAAAUAGUUAUCAAAGUAAUAGACCACAUUAUAUACGAGAUGUGUAUGACAGUACCAUAUAUGCGAAGUUAAAAUCUAGAACAAAGAGUGAUGACUCACACAUGCUAACGUAUAACUUCAAUACGGAUGGAGCUCCAAUAUUUAUAAGUUCAAAGAAGAGUAUGUGGCCAUUGCAAAUAAUUAUCAAUGAAUUGCCUGUUAAAAUGCGUUUUCGUAACAUUCUACUGGGUGCUUUUUGGGUAGGAGAGGUAGAACCAACACCAGCUAUGAUGAAUGCCUUUUUGAAGGAAUUCGUUGUUCAAGCAAAACACCUACAAUUGCAUGGAGUGCGUAUAGGGACUGAAAUAUUUCGAUUUUAUCCUUUCUGUUGCACGGUAGAUUCCGUUGCUCGACCAAUCAUACAAAACCGAAUACAAUUCAACGGCUAUUAUGGUUGUAGCUGGUGUUACACACAAGGAAAAUACUCCCAUAAAGCCAUACGAUACCCGUUAACGAAAGAAGACGAACUAAGAUGUCACAGUUCCCAUCUUCAAGACGUAGUUGACGCAACGAAAUUAGGGAAAGCAGUACGUGGCGUGAAAGGAUCGACUAUAUUGUUACAACUGGAAUAUUUUGAUUUUGUAUGGGGUUUUCCAAUAGAUUACAUGCACGGGGACUUAUUAGGUGUAACGCGCCAAAUGUUGGAUAUUUGGACAACACCAAAUUCGCCUGUAUACAUAAAUCCAAAAAUUUUGAAAAUUAUUGAUAAUAAUUUAGUACAUAUAACACCAGUGAAAGAAAUUCAUCGCAUGCCAAGGUCAGUAUCUCAGAGAUCAAAAUGGAAAGCUUCAGAGUGGCGAUCUUGGUUACUUUUUUAUUGUUUGCCAUGCCUGCAAGGACAUGUGCCAGAAAAAAUAAUGCAUCACAUGGCAUUAUUAGUUAAGAGCAUUUUUACUUUACUAAAAGAACUAAUAACUGAAAAUGAACUAAAAGAAU